GUGCGCGUUCCUGGCCGCCAAGUUCGGGUCCUCCUUGAGCCGAGAGGGAGGGUUUAGCGAAGAGCGCACUUCCGGUGCCCUUUCUCCCUGGAGCACCACGGCCUGAGACCCUCGUGUGUGUGGGGUGUGAUCUCUAAACUGGAGUGGGGUGGAGACUGGCCGGCACCCCAGCUCUGACUUCUGGUGUCGCCGGCCUCGGGACCAGACAUGGCCCAAAACUUGAAGGACUUGGCCGGACGGCUGCCCGCCGGGCCCCGGGGCAUGGGCACGGCGCUGAAGCUGCUGCUGGGGGCCGGCGCGGUGGCCUACGGCGUCCGCGAGUCCGUGUUCACCGUGGAAGGCGGACACAGAGCCAUCUUCUUUAACCGCAUCGGGGGCGUGCAGCAGGACACCAUCCUGGCCGAGGGCCUCCACUUCAGGAUCCCCUGGUUCCAGUACCCUAUAAUCUAUGACAUUCGGGCCAGGCCCCGCAAAAUCUCCUCCCCCACAGGCUCCAAAGACCUGCAGAUGGUGAACAUCUCCCUGCGCGUGCUGUCUCGCCCCAACGCCCAAGAGCUGCCCAGCAUGUACCAGCGCCUGGGGCUGGACUACGAGGAGCGAGUGCUGCCGUCCAUCGUCAACGAGGUGCUCAAGAGCGUGGUGGCCAAGUUCAACGCCUCACAGCUCAUCACCCAGAGAGCCCAGGUCUCUCUGCUGAUCCGGCGUGAGCUGACAGAACGGGCCAAGGACUUCAGCCUCAUCCUGGACGAUGUGGCCAUCACAGAGCUGAGCUUCAGCCGAGAGUACACGGCCGCCGUGGAAGCCAAGCAAGUGGCCCAGCAGGAGGCCCAGCGGGCUCAGUUCUUGGUGGAAAAGGCCAAACAGGAACAGAGGCAGAAGAUUGUGCAGGCCGAGGGAGAGGCUGAGGCCGCCAAGAUGCUUGGAGAGGCACUGAGCAAGAACCCCGGCUACAUCAAACUACGCAAGAUCCGGGCCGCCCAGAACAUCUCCAAGACGAUCGCCACGUCACAGAACCGAAUAUAUCUCACAGCGGACAACCUCGUGCUGAACCUGCAGGAUGAGAGCUUCACGCGGGGAAGUGACAGCCUCAUCAAGGGUAAGAAAUGAGCCUGGUAACCAAGAACUGUCCCGAGGGAGGAAGUGGAUGUCUGUUCCUCCAGUUCUCCAGGAGCGACGGGGGCCAGCCCAGCCCACACCCACCCCAACCCCACUCCCACGUGAUGGUCCCCUCUGGCUCAUCCCCCAGCACUCUCGGAUUAAGCCUGAGGAGUUGGGGAAAUGAUGUCCAGGGACUGGGACCGUGUGAUUUCUCAGUAAUUUCCUACAGUGGUGGGAGGAAAUAACCACCAUCCCAGGAAUUCUCAAUAAAUUUUUAUUACUUAAGCUGAA
Molecule: messenger RNA, 1389 nt
Organism: Ochotona curzoniae (black-lipped pika)
Lineage: Eukaryota; Metazoa; Chordata; Mammalia; Lagomorpha; Ochotonidae
Gene: PHB2
Product: prohibitin 2
Exons: 10
Coding region: 208-1107 (299 amino acids)
Biological process (GO): mitochondrion organization
Cellular component (GO): mitochondrion; membrane
Source: RefSeq, a predicted model, not a curated record